AGAGGGCGGGAAAAGCGGACGGACAGAGAGAGAGAGAGAGAGAGAGGGAGGGGCGGAGGAGCCAGGCCACCUCCCACUGACAGUGACUCGGACACCGGGAGGGACGGUAACCGGAGAGACCAUGACAGAGAACGGAGCCGGCGGAGGAGGGGGCCUGGGUCACGGCCACGGCCACGGCCACAACGGGGAGCUGAGCUGCGGCCCGGAGCCGGGCGAGAGGCCGAGGCCCCGGCUCAAGAAGCCCGAGCUGGGCAACCGAGUGACGGUGGUGCUGGGCGCGCAGUGGGGGGACGAAGGCAAGGGCAAAGUGGUGGAUCUGUUGGCGCAGGACGCCGACAUCGUGUGCCGCUGCCAGGUGAGGGGGAGGAGGGAGCGGAGACUCCCGGGGUUUCCCCGUCUCUAACCCGCGGGCUGGGCCCAGGCCCGAGGCCUCUGUGUUGCCAGAGGAGACAGUCAGCAAACUCCCUCUCUCUGUCCUCACUCCUCCUUGUCUUCCCUUUCUCUCGUUCUCUUUUUUCCCCUCUCUCUGUC
Messenger RNA from Chiloscyllium plagiosum (whitespotted bambooshark), 531 nucleotides. Lineage: Eukaryota; Metazoa; Chordata; Chondrichthyes; Orectolobiformes; Hemiscylliidae. The record is from RefSeq and is a predicted model, not a curated record.